AAACAUUUUAAUCAGCCAUUUGACCAUGUCAAUCCUCUUUUGCUUCUUUCCGCGUUCACUGCGCUGGUUCUCAGUCUGUUCAGGCACGUUACUCACAGAUCAUGCAAUUUCGCAUUACGCAUGCUCAAACUCAUCGUUGGAACCGCAUUACAACAAAGUGACAAGCGGACAAUGCAGGAAGAAGGACUUCUCAAAAACAAAAACUUCCCCACAGAUAUUCGCACCAUACGCAAACUGUUUGACCUGGAUCCUGUGGUCACAGUAUUGGCAACGUGCCCCUCUUGUUCUUCGACGUACGAGCCCACAUACAAUGCUGGGGUCCCUAUAUACCCU
Molecule: messenger RNA, 333 nt
Organism: Laetiporus sulphureus 93-53
Lineage: Eukaryota; Fungi; Basidiomycota; Agaricomycetes; Polyporales; Laetiporaceae
Exons: 1
Source: RefSeq, a predicted model, not a curated record